AACAAAGUACAAAGUGGGAAGAUCCCUUUAUAGAAUGUGGGUAUCACGUUUCCUUUUCCACAUUAGCAAAUCCAGAUCUUGGUUCAAAUUGGGUUUCCUAUCUUCCUUAGAACUAAAGUGAAACCAUAAAUAAAAAUAAAAAUAAAAAUAAAGUAAAUACAAAACCCCCCAUCAUAUUCAUCAAUAACAACACAAUUCUGCCCAAUCACUGUCCCCUCUGCACUUUCGUCGGUGAUUCUGUGCGGCUGCUGCUUCUAUACUUAGUCUCCAGCCCCCAUUAGAUCUACUGUCUUGCUAGUCAACAUUCAACUUUGAAUUUCAAGAUAAAACAAGGGAGAAUUUCUGGGUUUUAGCUUCGAAUUUGAAGAGAGAACAAGGAAAUUUUCUGGGGUUUUGGGCAAUUUCAGCUUCGAAAUUUGAAGAUAAAAACAAGGAGAAUUUCUGGGUUUUGGGCAACUUAGAAUAAUGGAGGCGGAGAAGAAAGCGUCAGCAGUAUCAGAUGUGGGAGCAUGGGCUAUGAACAUUGUCAGCUCCGUCGCUCUUAUUAUGGCCAAUAAACAACUCAUGUCUAAUAGUGGCUAUGCCUUUACCUUCGCCACAACCUUGACUGGUUUCCACUUCACUGUGACUGCAUUGGUGGGUUUGGUAUCGAAUGCUACCGGGUAUUCAGUAUCGAAGCAUGUUCCUGCUUGGGAGCUCCUUUGGUUUUCUAUUGUUGCCAACAUGUCAAUCACUGGGAUGAACCUUAGUCUUAUGCUUAAUUCUGUUGGUUUCUAUCAGAUAUCGAAGUUGAGCAUGAUCCCAGUGGUUUGCGUUCUCGAAUGGAUUCUUCACAGCAAACACUACUCAAAGGAAGUCAAGAUGUCUGUUGUCUUUGUGGUUAUUGGUGUGGGCAUUUGCACUGUAACUGACGUCAAUGUCAAUGCCAAAGGUUUUAUAUGUGCCACUGUGGCAGUGUUGUCAACAUCGUUACAACAAAUUUCAAUAGGUUCUUUGCAGAAAAAGUAUUCAAUUGGAUCUUUCGAGUUGCUGAGUAAAACUGCACCAUACCAAGCUUUAUCUCUUAUAGUGCUUGGUCCGUUUAUUGAUUACUUUCUAAAUGGAAAAUUCCUAUUGACAUACAAGAUGUCUUCUGGUGCUCUUCUAUUUAUUAUGCUAUCAUGCUCAUUGGCGGUGUUCUGCAAUGUUAGUCAGUACCUUUGUAUAGGACGAUUCUCAGCAGUUUCGUUCCAGGUGCUUGGUCAUAUGAAGACAGUGUGUGUGUUGACAUUGGGUUGGUUGCUCUUUGAUUCAGAGAUGACUUUAAAGAACAUAAUGGGUAUGGGAAUAGCUGUUAUGGGUAUGGUUGUUUACAGUUACGCUGUGGAGCUCGAUAAACAAGCUGCAGCUAAGGCAGCUCACCAUGCCAAAAGCAGUCUCACAGAAGAGGAGAUUAGAUUGUUGAAAGCUGACUUGAAUGUCUCUCCUGUCAAGGAUCUUGAACUCGGCCAACAAAAGUCCUAAGUCGAAUUCACAACAGUUUUGGUUCAAUUACAUUCUUGUUCGAUUUAUCACCAACCAAAGUUCCACAUCCCAGUCUACAUACAACAAUGCCAUGCAUGUAUUUCUAUCAGAUUUAGCUUGUAAUCUUUUUUGUUUCUUACCAUAUUUAUUAAUUAAUUGUUUCUAAAAAAUUUAAGUGUAACAUGUUUAUAGACAAACGUCAUUAUCAUUAAUUAGAGUGCCAAGUCUUAACAUUCUUGUUC
Molecule: messenger RNA, 1745 nt
Organism: Spinacia oleracea (spinach)
Lineage: Eukaryota; Viridiplantae; Streptophyta; Magnoliopsida; Caryophyllales; Amaranthaceae
Product: UDP-rhamnose/UDP-galactose transporter 2
Exons: 5
Coding region: 466-1503 (345 amino acids)
Source: RefSeq, a predicted model, not a curated record